UAAAUAGUACUGUUAUUGUAACUAACGCCAUUUCCCCAAAGUCAAAAACCUCCAAAAACUUAGCUAUGGCGGACACCACAACAACAAUCUCCGGCGACUCUAUUCCGAUUCCCGAUGACCAGCAAAACAAUUCCACGAACCCACUUGCAUCAUUUAUCUCUAGUGUUCUUCAGUUCUUCAAACCGCCGCCGCCAUCUAGUAAGAAGAUUGAACCCACCGCUGCUACUUCAGACCUCAAACCAAUUGCUUCAGCUGAAAAAGAGGAGAAAGCUGCUGUAGUGAAGUUUCCACGACAGGAUUUGCCUUCGUUGAAGCUCGAAACAGAAGGGGCUGAACCUAAUACAAACCCCAUUGUCUUGUGGCAGGUUUAUGCUAUUGGAGGGUUCUUUGUCUUAAGGUGGGCAUGGUCAAGAUGGAAUGAGCGUCGUGGAAACAGGAAGCCAUCUGAUGAAGAACCUCCUCCCGGUCAAGAGUAGACUUUGUACUGCAACAUGUUAGACAAGAGAAAACAAAGAAUGACACUUGUGGAGACAGGUUUAUGACUUCAUAUGAGUCUUGUAAAGUGUUGAAGUCACAGUUCUGGUUUUACAAUACUAAAUGUAAAAACCCGGAUCAAGCUUUACGUCAA
Solanum verrucosum is the source of this 628-nucleotide messenger RNA. RefSeq lists its product as uncharacterized. Lineage: Eukaryota; Viridiplantae; Streptophyta; Magnoliopsida; Solanales; Solanaceae. The transcript has 2 exons. The record is from RefSeq and is a predicted model, not a curated record. The coding region runs from base 66 to 476 and encodes 136 amino acids.